ACACGAUUGCUAUCCACCAUCUCCUCUCUCUCUCUCUACAACUUACUUUUCCACAUUCAAAAUAACUCUCUCUCUCUCCCGCCAUGAUCAAAGCCGCCCACCUCAGCCCCCGCUGCUUCUUCACUCCGUAUCCAAUUUGCCCCCUUAAGUUUCUAUGAAAUAGGUUUCUCAUCCGAAUCUGUUAUGGCAUCACCAGUGUGCCCAUCCUGUCCAUUGGUGCCGAGAGCGGGCAGGAGAGCCAUUAAACAAAAUAGAAUUAAGGUUCAAUCCUGCUGGCCCAAUCAUCCUGUCCCAUGGACUGGAUUCUCACAAAGGGCUCAUAAGUACAAUAAUCAACUAGAGCCUGUGAAUUUCUAUCCUAAUUCAGUUGAGACUACAGAGAUCAUAACUUCUUCAAAGCUUAACAAAGCAUGCUUUGGGAGGAAUUAUGAGGUAGACAAAGGGAAACAGAGAUUCAUGUACAAGUUAUUCUGCGAUGGAACAAAGUGGUUGAGACACACAGAGGUUACUAUAGCAGCUGGUUUUGUGGCAUUUGUGCUCUUAUGCGCUCCAUCUGCUGAUGCUGUUGAUGCUCUCAAGACAUGUGCUUGUCUCCUGAAAGAAUGCAGGUUUGAGUUGGCAAAGUGUAUCGCAAACCCAAAUUGUGCAGCCAAUGUUGCAUGUCUCCAGACCUGUAACAAUCGACCCGAUGAGACAGAAUGCCAGAUUAAAUGUGGGGAUCUGUUUGAGAACAGUAUUGUGGACGAAUUCAAUGAGUGUGCAGUCUCUCGAAAGAAAUGUGUUCCUCAGAAGUCUGAUGUUGGGGAUUUUCCUGUCCCUGAUCCUACAGCUCUUGUUCAGAGAUUUAGUAUGGCUGAUUUUAGUGGGAAGUGGUAUAUCAGCAGUGGUUUGAACCCGUCAUUUGAUACUUUUGAUUGUCAAUUGCAUGAAUUUCACCUUGAAUCAAACAAACUCGUUGGGAACUUGUCGUGGCGCAUACGAACCCCAGAUACUGGAUUUAUCACUCGUUCUGCUGUGCAAAGAUUUGUGCAGGAUCCCGUGCAGCCUGGAGUGCUUUACAACCAUGACAAUGAGUAUCUUCAUUACCAAGAUGAUUGGUAUAUCCUGUCCUCCAAGACAGAAAAUGCACAUGAUGACUACAUAUUUGUCUAUUAUCGAGGCAGGAACGAUGCAUGGGAUGGUUAUGGAGGUGCUGUUGUCUAUACCAGGAGCCCAGUCCUACCCGAGAGCAUUGUUCCUGAGCUAGAAAAGGCAUCAAGGAGGGUAGGCAUCGACUUUAACCAGUUCAAAAGAACGGACAACACUUGUGGACCCGAACUACCUCUUGUGGAAAGGAUAGAGAAAACAGUGGAGGAAGGAGAGAGAACCAUCAUAAGAGAGGUGGAAGAGAUUGAAGGUGAAGUCAACCAAGUGGGGAAGACUGAGAUGACAUUGUUUCAGAGGCUGGUAGAGGGAUUUAAGGAACUGAAACAGGAUGAGGAGAACUUGUUGAGAGAGUUGAAUGAGGAGGAGAUGGAAGUUCUUGAUCAACUCAAGAUGGAAGCAAAUGAAGUAGAGAAACUUUUUGGGAGAGCACUGCCACUGAGAAAGCUUAGGUAGUGUGUGCUUUUUUAUUUAUUUAUUUAACAAUCAAUUGUUGGGGCCAUUUAUUUUGUUUGGAAUGUAAGCUCGGGUCUCCUUGUUUUCAUUCUGCUUGUAUACGUCGCUUAUUCUUUUCUCUAAUUGAUUGUUGUAAAAGCUCAAAAAAAAUUGAGUUGAAAUCAAGUUACCUUCCUUCUUAGAAUUUUAAUAUAAGCUGGACAUUAGAAA
Messenger RNA from Amborella trichopoda, 1809 nucleotides. RefSeq names its product non-photochemical quenching 1 (gene NPQ1). Gene Ontology annotation, cellular component: chloroplast. Gene Ontology annotation, biological process: chlorophyll metabolic process; xanthophyll cycle. NCBI's taxonomy places the organism in Eukaryota, Viridiplantae, Streptophyta, Magnoliopsida, Amborellales, Amborellaceae. Gene Ontology annotation, molecular function: violaxanthin de-epoxidase activity. The record is from RefSeq and is a predicted model, not a curated record.